Molecule: messenger RNA, 1984 nt
Organism: Theobroma umbraticum
Lineage: Eukaryota; Viridiplantae; Streptophyta; Magnoliopsida; Malvales; Malvaceae
Product: putative 7-methylxanthine methyltransferase 5
Molecular function (GO): methyltransferase activity
Source: RefSeq, a predicted model, not a curated record
GGGGUAUCACACGAUCAAUACAGAGAUAAACGAUGGAGGCCGUGAAGGAAGUACUUUGCAUGAACAACGGAGAAGGAGAAAAUAGCUAUGUUAAAGCUGCAACAAUGACGAUAAAAGUGAUGGCCAUAACCAAGCCGAUAGUUCAGAAAGCUGUUCAAUCUCUCUUCACGGAAACUGAUCAUUCAAUCCCACUUCAAGUUGUUAACGUAGCUGACCUGGGGUGUGCUGUAGGUCCCCAACCUCUUGAAUUCAUAUCAACAGUGAUAGAGAGCAUAGUGAAAAAAUCCAGAGAAAUGGGACGCGAAAUGCCAGAAAUCCAGUUUCACUUGAAUGAUUUAGUCGGAAACGAUUUCAACACACUGUUCAAAGGGUUAUCUGUGGUUCAAGAAAAAUAUAAGAAGGUUUCAUGGUUUGCUAUGGGCGCUCCUGGUUCCUUCCAUGGUCAGCUUUUCCCUCGGAACUCCAUGCAUCUUGUACAUGCGUGUUAUAGCGUACAUUGGCUCUCAAAGGCACCAAAAAUCACAAACGAAGCAGGGUUACCAUUAAACAAGGGGAAGAUCUAUAUGUCUAAAACCAGCCCUCCUGCGGUGACGAAGGCAUAUCUUUCUCAGUUCCAAGAAGACUUCUCUUCUCUCUUGAAAUUCCGCUCUCAAGAGCUGGCACCUAAUGGCCGUGCGGUCUUGAUUUUCAAUGGACGUCAAACUGCAAAUCCCACAGACAAAGAUACCUGCUACCCAUGGGAUCUUCUUGCUGAGGCCUUAUCCUACCUGGUAUCACAGGGACUGGUUGAUGAAGGAAAAUUAGAUUCCUUCAAUGUACCCUACUACAAUCCCUCCCAAGAAGAAAUUAAGUACUUGGUAGACAAGGAAGGUUCUUUGACAAUCGAGUUCAUAGACACAAUUGAACUGGAGAUUGGGGGUCCAAAUGGAUGGAUGAACCCAGAAUCAAGAAUCAAAUGCUACAGAUGCUUUACGGAGCCCAUUUUGUCACACCAAUUCGGGGAAGAGGUGGUGGACAAGCUAUAUGAUAAGGCCGAAGAAAUUCUAGCUGAGGAUUACAAGCAUGGAAAAGAAGCAACCAAGAACAUUGGCCUUGCUGUUGUACUGAAAAAGAAACUUGUGCAUUCCUCUUAUGGGAUACAUUGGCUCUCCAAGGCACCAAAAAUCACAAGCGAAAGAGGGUUACCACUAAACAAAGGGAGUAUCCACAUAUCAGCAACCAGCCCUCUUGCAGUCAGAAAGGCAUACCUUUCUCAAUUUCAAGAAGAUUUCCUUCUCUUCUUGAAAUGUCGAUCACCAGAGAUGGUACCUAACGGACGCAUCCUCUUCACAAUUAAUGGAAGGAAAUCUGGGGAUCCCAUAGGCAAAGAAAGCCUGUACCACUUUGAACUCCUAUCCAGGGCCAUAUCUUACAUGGUUUCAAAGGGAUUGAUUGAUGAAGACAAAUUAGAUUCCUUCAAUGCACCAACCUUCACCCCAUCCCAAAAAGAAGUUGAGGAUUUAGUGGAAAAAGAGGGUUCUUUCACUGUUGAGUUCAUAGACACAGUCAAAGUGGAGAUUGGGGAUGCAUGGGCGAGUGCAGAACCGAGAGCUAAAAACGUGAGAGCAUUUUCUGAGCCAUGGAUCUCACACCAGUUUGGAGAGGAAAUAAUGGACGAGUUAUAUGAUAGGGUGACACAAGUUCUCGUUGAAGAUUACAAGUUGGGAAAACAAACAACCACGGUUGUCAAUAUUGUUGCUGUGCUGAAAAAGAAAGACAUCUGACCCUGAUACUUGUGUCAUUCAGGGAAUUUGAUAGUAAUAUUAAUUUGCUAAGGAAUAAGGUGAACAUGCCAAUUGAGCUUCGCUUGAUUACAUCUUUUGGUCAGGCAAAGCACAUGUAUUGACCUAUGAUGUUAUUAUGUUCAUGGUUAUAAAUCAUGGAUUGUAAGCUCAAAUUGAGAUGUGUUCAAAUACAGGUCGCACUGGCUUGUGAACUAUGUUGA